Aspergillus niger is the source of this 315-nucleotide messenger RNA. RefSeq lists its product as uncharacterized. Bases 1 to 315 code for a protein of 104 amino acids. Lineage: Eukaryota; Fungi; Ascomycota; Eurotiomycetes; Eurotiales; Aspergillaceae. The transcript has 2 exons. The record is from RefSeq and is a predicted model, not a curated record.
AUGCCCAAAACUACCUCUAGUACAAGUACCACGCGAUCUAUCACAUCACUCUCCACAAUUAGUGAGGCGGACUACUACUCAGACGCCGGAAGAAGACAAAGUGGAACGAGGUCGACGUCAUCGAACACGAAUCAGGAAUCUACGCAGAAACUGAAGCAUAGAAAUCUGGAGAAUCUUCAUCGGUACCGGGACGGGCCGCGGUGGGAGGAUCCAUAUUGUCUUGUGGAGAGAGAGACGAAUGGGAAGAGGGUUGCUAGAAUGAGGGAUGAGUUUAGGAAGGUGGAGGAAGUGUUGGGUUUAGGAGAUGAGAAAUAG